Messenger RNA from Prorocentrum cordatum, 303 nucleotides. The record is from the annotation of a GenBank genome assembly. NCBI's taxonomy places the organism in Eukaryota, Dinophyceae, Prorocentrales, Prorocentraceae.
AUGAGCCUGCUUUCGCAAGCUCAGAGGCAAUCGUGCUUGUGCUCGAAUCUUUGCCACUGGAUGCCCAACCGCGCGAAUCAACAAACCAAUCAUUGGGUGAUGCACGAGCGCGCAUGGACGGCUCGAUGCGAAUUCGUUUUUGUUUUUUUUUUCUUUGAGGGCGUAAGUGACCUCGAGGGCGACCGCCAAGGCACAGAGGCGGGGGCGCUGCUCCUCGCGGCGGGCUGUCGGCGAGUGCCCCGCCUGCCGUGGUUGCCGGCUCUGACGCCCAGCGGCCCCGACGCGCCUGUUCUGGCGUUCUGA